AUGAGCGGUCAUACCGACGAAAAAGGAAGCUCUGCGCAUUGGGCCGAGGCGUACUACCAAGACCAACGCAAGACGCAAGGAUGGAGCUCACUUUGUCGACCUGCAGCCGUCGCUGCGUACAUCGCUAUCGCAGGGCGCGUCAUUGCAGGCCCGCUGGCUCUCAUUCUGCUGUUCACCUCGACGGCCUACCUAUCGGACGGCACGGUCUUCAUCAACGCUGACCAAAGCAUCUUCGCCUUCACUGAGCGAGACCCGUCAAUGGCCGGCGGUUGCACCGGGUGCCUAGGCCCGUGCAAGAUCGCCAUGCUCAAGUACAAGCUGAUUGAAAACAUGGCAAUCACCUCCGCACCGCCAUUCUUCAUCUUCACCUCCCUCCCCCCAACUGAGUCGCUGUACGACUUCAGCUCUCUGAGCGACGAGGCGCUGACGCUCUGUCAGAGCAGCAAGAAUGAGUGGGGGACCUCCCCCAUCGUCGUCACCGGCACAGCCCAAGAACUGCUCAACAUCAUCACCGUGGCCAAGCUCAACCUCUCGCCUCAGAUGAUCCGCGAGCUGGAGCUGGCCAUUGAGCACGCCGAAGACUGCGUCACGGGGUGGACGAUGAUGUCCGUCGUGCGGCUAUUCCAGUACCCCACCGAGCCUGACAGCACGGAUUUCGGCCAGGUCCCUGCCGUGGACACGCACGUCUUCCCCGACUACACCGAGUGUCGUCCGGUAGUGGAGAUCACCGACGAGCUCGUGGGCUCGAAACUCGCGUUUGACACAGACGGCCGAGACCUGCUGGCAGUCGUCCCGGACCAACUAAAGCUCUUCCCGUACAGCUUCACCACGACUACUGUCGUGCAGUCUUACUUCCGAGCCUACUACGGCAGCUGUUGGGUGCGUGCAGUGAACACUACGGGCGUCUACAUAGAGGACACGUGCGAGGUCUCCAAGCACUGGCUGAGCUAUGGAUCGAUGGUGCACUCCCCCAACGACAUCCCUCUCUGCAGCACAGGAGGCGAGCACUACAUCGACCCCAAUGUCGGCAACCGCGUCGGGAUGAAGCUCAACACGUUCCGUAGUCGCUACGCCGAUCGCGUCUCCAUCAGUGUCUUGUCCGGUCUCGUGGUGGCACAACUGCUCGCCCUCGGUAUCGUGAGCCUCUAUCAGGUGAUGUCGCACAAGCGAUCCAUUCUACUGACCGAGAUCUGGGCCUACCGCUGCCAGAACGGCGUCAUGCAGGUGAUCUACCUCGCCCAAGUCACGUACCACCUCGUGUACAACUCCGACUUGUGCUUGCUAGGGCUCGCGACGGGGACGCUGACGGACGAGUCCAUCGCUAACCUCACGUGCUCCUUCUUCGCCUUCUCGUACUCGUUCAUCAACCUGGCCAAGGCUCGGUCGGGGGACCGACAACUGGACCGUCGGUUCCGACUCACGUGGAAAGCCAUGCAGGUUGCCAUCACGCUGUGCGUGGGGCUACUGCUGAAGUCCAUCCAACGCACCGCCAUCGGGUCCAUUCUGUCCCAGAACGCAGAGAUCUUGUGCAAAACCUCUGCGCGUGGUGCCAAGUACUGCGGACUGAACGACGCCUGCGUCCUCUUCAGAAUUAACAUGCCCACCGUGGUGACAGUGCUGUCUCUCGCGCUGGCGCUUGUGGCUGCGAUCAUAUCCUACACCGAUAGGAAGGUGGCUUUAGGGCCAUCCCUGCUUGACAACGUCACGUCGUUCGAGAGGAACUGCCUCGAUGCACCCUUCGACAAGCUCUUCCGAGACUACGACGACAUUGCGUACGUUGUGUACAACGGCAAGCGCUGCAUCACUGUCGAAGCACUGCUGCUCACAGGGUAUCUCUACUACGGGGAACACAUCUACCGAUCGUCCUCCGUCAUGCUGUUGCUACUGGCGCGUGUGGUGCCGAAGAAAAUAAUACGCACGUUCAACGUGCUUUUGCUACUCUGGCGUCUGGACCCGAAGGACGGUACACUCACUCGAGCGCACCCGUGCACGUAG
Messenger RNA from Phytophthora sojae, 1995 nucleotides. RefSeq lists its product as hypothetical. The coding region runs from base 1 to 1995 and encodes 664 amino acids. The record is from RefSeq and is a predicted model, not a curated record. Lineage: Eukaryota; Oomycota; Peronosporomycetes; Peronosporales; Peronosporaceae. The transcript is spliced from 4 exons.